This is a messenger RNA of Lingula anatina, 4627 nucleotides long. RefSeq lists its product as uncharacterized. Lineage: Eukaryota; Metazoa; Brachiopoda; Lingulata; Lingulida; Lingulidae. Gene Ontology annotation, molecular function: chitin synthase activity. Gene Ontology annotation, cellular component: cell periphery; cell septum. Gene Ontology annotation, biological process: chitin biosynthetic process. The record is from RefSeq and is a predicted model, not a curated record.
ACUAAUCUGUUCCCAGUCUUAUCUGAUCUACUCAGUGCUUCUCAGCAAUAUCAUACAGAUAAACUAUUAAGAUAACAGCGAGUGAGUUGCAUUUAACUAAUCCAAAGGCCUGAAACGGUGGGAACAAUGGAAGGGCAAGCCCUUUUUAUCUUGUCGUCAUAGCUGUACCAAAAUCUCUCCCCGAUAACAAUAUUGAAUUUCACAGCUCAAAUGGUUGACGAGAACGACGCGCUUUCAGCACAUCUUUUAAAGGGGAAGCAGUUGUUAGAGGCCCUCCUGUAAUGUAAGCGGCAUGGCUGCAUCUCAAGGCUAUAAUCGUUUUGAUCUAACUGUAUCUGAAGGACUUUACCAGGAUAAUGGCGAUAGUAAGACCAACCCGUCUCGAGGCGCUUUUGCUACCUGUGUCAGCAUCACAAAAUACAUUGUGUCAAUAAUCGUGAUGCUUUGCAUCCUUUUCUGUCUUGUAAGUAGCAAAAUAGCGGUCAUCGCCAUUGCGCAGAAUUUCAACCCGAGCAGACCUGACACUAUGAACCUUUCAGAUCUUGCCGGCUCCGAUAAUUUCAACCUCACAUCUCACAGUGCUCUGAGCGCAGAAAAACAGAUUUCGCUGUUAAUGUUACUGAUCAUAUUCAUCGUACCUUACGGAUUUUCUUUGCUCAGAUGCUUUUGGGUUGGUGGGUUCAGCUGCACAAUAGCCGGUAGCGGCAAGAAACCAUGGCCAUCGGGAACAGGAGUUUUACUGGGCUUCCUGUCUAGUGCAUUUGAAGUGACGGGCUUGUGGCUGUCAUGCCUGAUUCUGUUCCCGUACAUAAACGGGUUUCUCUGCGUCCUAAUAUCAACAGGCGUGUUUGUGUGGCCCAACAUAUGGAACGCAAUAGAACCGCUUUUAGCCAAGUGCCUCAAAUCCAGGCAGAUGCAAGAAUACACACAGCGACUCCACUUGGACGACGACAAUGACGGCACGGGAAGUAUUGGGUUCACCAUCUACAACAUUGUGGUCGCCUUGGUGAGCGUUGUGGGCCUUAUUCUUCUCAGCGUUGCAGAUAUUGCUGGCGAACUGGGAAGCAAAACCUGGGCUAUUCCCAUUUCAGUACUGCUGCUGUCUUUUGCCUGGUGGCCAACGCUACUGAAGCACCAGUUGCUGAGAUCGGACCAGUACCAGGAGGACCCCGAGGACGCCCUAGGCCGCACCCGAGACCGUUAUGGACAUAAAAAGCCGUACAAGCUUGUACGCUGGAAGUCUGGCAUUCUGACCAGCUUGUGGAAGCUUGGGCUGACGCCUUUUAUUUUGUGGGUCACUGGGCGUGCUUACCUCGACACGGACGACUUCAUUAAGCUGAUGUGGGGGCAGAAUGCCAAGGACACUGCUUUGCUCUUCAGAAACCACCCUUGCUUCCCGUAUUUCCUUGUCAACGUGAUAACAAGCUUCGCAGGGUAUCUUUUCACGUGGUUUGCGGACGCCAUUGACGCUGGAUUCGACAUCAAGCGUAAACUUUUUAGUGCCAUCACGCUGGAGACGUAUCUUUCCCUCUUCUUCAUCCCUCUGGCACUGGCGACACCUAUAGCUGCUCUUGUGGUCGGGGAGUACAGCAUUUGUAGCGCACUUCUUGCUGACUUUGAAUGCAGAUCUCUCACGCCAGGCGAGUUAGGUUACGGCAUCCCUGUUAUCAUUCUACUGUUUACUGUGAAUUUGUUCUCUGUUGGCAGGUACAUUUUUACCAACAAAACGCUUGUCCUGUCUAAAGAGUCGCAGUUGUUUUGGAUCCCAUGCUACAAUGGCGUGCUUUUGGAGCAGUGGCUGUGGCUGAAUAGAAAGACAUAUAAAACUGACCCAGACACUGAAACUCCUGACAAGGCAAAACAAAGAUGCACGGUUUACAUGAAUACUACCAUGUACAAUGAGAGCGCGGAGGAAAUGAGCCAACUUCUCGGGUCCAUAAAAAACGUGCGAGACAACCGGAGCGAAACCUCUCCAAAGUUCCACUCGCACAUAUGGCUUGACGGUGCGUUCGAUACCAAGAGGAAGGGAGACAACCUGGGCAGCAAUGCACUUCGUCUUAUUACUUUGCUGAAAGAAGUGUUUGAUAUCGAACUUCGACACGAGUCGUUCGAAUUCCGCAAAUCAAGAACCAGCUACGGGAUGAGACUGUCUUGGCAGUUUCCCCUGUCGCCAGGCAAACAACAAAAGGUCAGGGAGUUGAAAAAUGAAGACCCCAAGGACUACGUCAUGAGCUUCACCGUUCACCUGAAAGAUAACCGAAAGGUGAAGAACAAGAAACGGUGGAGUCAGAUCAUGUACCUGUCUAUGAUCGUGGACUAUCUAACUGGGAAGCCCAGACCAGGUUCAAGUAGCCCUGACGCCUUGAAGAAAUGGACACAAACCCUGCAGGACACGUUCAUCCUUGCCACUGAUGCUGACGUCAAAUUCAACUGCGACUCAGUGGAGGCUCUGCUUGACGUCAUGAUUCGUGACGACAGCAAGAACGUGAGUGCAGUUUGUGGCAGAACACAGCCACUAGGAUCCAAAGUCCAACCUAUCGUUUCUUAUCAGGUCUUUGAUUAUGCCAUUGGCCAUUGGCUUCAGAAGUGUGCCAACCACAUGCUGGGCAGUGUACUGUGCGCCCCAGGCUGCUUCAGUCUGUACCGUACCUCGGUGCUCAGGAAAGUUGUGGCAGAAUAUGGAAGCAAUACGAACGGUGGCUUUGAGUUUCUGUGCAAGGACAUGGGUGAAGACAGGUGGCUGUGCACUCUUAUGGUCAAGCAGGGCAACCAUCUUGAAUACACUGGUGCUGCCGAGGACAAAACUUUCUGCCCAGAAACAUUCGAAGAGUUCUUCAAACAGAGGCGCCGCUGGAUCGUCUCUACUAUAGCCAACAUGUGGUUGCUGCUCAGUGACUAUGGCAGCAUCUGCGCCAAGAAUGAGAGGAUAUCUCGACCAUUUAUUCUGUACCAGGCGUUCCUAAUGGUCUCCACUCUGAUUGGGCCCGCUACUGUGAUCCUGGUGGUGGCUGGUGGUUUGCAGUAUAGUUAUGGCGUCAACGACAUAGCGCUGGCGAUGGUCUUCGUAGCCAUCUCUGUUUUCUACCUGGUGGUGUGUUUGUUUACGAAGCACGAUACUCAGAUAAUGCUAGCCAUAGUCCUUAGCGCGGCUUUUGCCCUGGUAAUGGCAGCGGCCUUUAUAGGAACCAUACGCCAGCUGGUCAGCGAGUACGGCGACCUGGGCACCAUCCUGGCCACGGAGACUGAUAAUCCCUGGGAGCUUCCCAUACCUGUAAGCUCACUGUACAUCACUGCAAUCACCGGAAUGUUUAUUAUUACCGCCGCCCUCCACCCGACGGAAUUCUUCGACGUAGUUCACGGUUUAACAUAUUUGUUUUUCCUACCCGCUGGAUAUCUUUUCCUUACAAUAUACAGUAUAUGUAAUAUAACGGACCAGUCUUGGGGAACACGUGAAGGUAAAAAAGCGGGACCUGGUGGGGGGUCCACGUGGGAAAGCAUCAUGGCGUUCUUCAAAUCUUGCUGCUGUCCCAGGCCACCUGUGCCCCAAGUCGAGACAGCCACGGUGAAAGAUGAAUCCUCUGAUGAACGCACGAGCAACUACUCGACCAUCAGCCGAGAGAGUAAGCGUUCGAGCAAAGGCCGACCCAUGACAGUUAUACUGGAAGACGAGGAUAGUUCUGAUGACGAAGAACAGGACCCAUCUACCGAAGAGAAAAUCAAUGCGAAGGACUGGCUCUAUUCGCAGUUUUAUCAGGGAGAGAUAAAGGCAUGUGCGUCCUACUUUGUGAAGUUAGGUUACGGGGAUACCACGUUCAUUGCUGGCAUGGGAAGAGAGGAGGUGAGAUCUGUAGGGAUAGUGAAAGAGGACCACAUCGACGACGCUUUGGCUGAAAUUGCACGAUUACCAGCCUUUGAGAUUGAUCCCUGGCUGCCUCAAACAGACGAGGAGAAGCUAUUGUGGAUAAAAAAGGUUGGUCUCAUGGACUACAAAAAACCGCUGUUGGAAAAAUUUGAUGACCUACCAAAGACGACGGAACUUAGCAAACUAAGAAUUAAAUAUGGCAUCCACAAGCCAGGUCACCUUAAACGACUCUACUAUGUUAUCCAAAAGUUACGAGAACCAACGGAAGCUGAGAGUCGGAGUAUGGAGGUACGCCAAGAGGUCGCUGAGUACCAAGACACUCCUCUCUCAAACGAUGAAAGCGCCUUCUGGCAACAGCUGGUGGAAGCAAGGUUAAAGCCAGAACCAAUGUUCAAAGAAAAGAAAAGAGAACUAGAAAGUGAGUUGGUAGAUCUCCGCAAGACGGCGCUGAUGUGGUUUGCUGUGGUCAACACCUUGUGGCUGACCAUUUUUCUGACUCUCGGGAGUCUGGGCAGAACUGAUCCCACCAAGCCGAACUUGUACGUGUUUGGUAACAACCCGUUAGGUUUGGUGUUUUUAUUCAUCUUCUGCAUCCUCCUAAUAAUCCAGUUCUUCGCCAUGUUAGCACACCGUUUGCUCACGUUCGUGCACAUUAUCGCUCGCGCCAAGUUUGACUGUGGAAAACGCCCGGAUGAUGACGUCACUAGCAGCAAUAGACAGACGGUGCAGAUGGAAGAGGUGGAUUACGCCGAAAUCACGCGAUAA